AUGCUUGCUAAUAUGAAAAUUUUGGCCCGACCAAAAAUAAAGGCCACUCCUUCCAUCAUUUCCUUGCUUCCUCUCAAUCAACAAAGACAUUUGAGCAAUUGGACUCAUAGACCAACAAAGGACUUUGAAAAGGAAAAUAUUAUUGGAAAGGCUUCACAUGCCAGAAGACAAAAGGAAAAGAAAUUCUACAAGUGGACCGUCAAUCCUAGUGUUACAAGAAAAGAAAUUCAAGAACACAACGCUAAAGUCAAUGCUCCAGGUACUAAAAAAGAACAAGUUGUAUCAACAAGAAACAAGCAAUAUAUUGAUGAAAUAUACGCAGCCGCCAAACAACAUAAUCCAAAGGCUGCUAUUGAAGCAUAUCACAGAUGUUCUCACGGACUUGACAUUCGUGUAUAUUCAGCCAUCAUCAAAUCCAUGGAAAACGAUGCCAACCACAUUGGUGAUGCCUUCCAAGUCUAUAAUGAUAUGAAGAAGGGAGGUAAGAAGGGUAACGUUGCUACUUUUACUCACCUUUUGAAUGUGUGUAUUACUGCUAACCAUUUGACUCGUGCCUUGUAUGUGAUGAAGGAAAUGAUGCUUUAUGCAACUAUUGGUCAAAAAAGUAUCUCCCAAGCAACCAGUUUCUUCAAGAAACUCAUCAGACUUUGUUACAUUAACAAUGAACCAGGAAGAGCUGUUGCUGUUUAUGACUGUAUGAGAAAUGCUAAAGCUGGUGAAUUUAAACCUGAAGAACAAGUAACAAACGAAAUAUCAUUUGAAUAUAUUAGACGAGUAAUUUCGGAAGAAAUUAAAAUUCCAAAAGAAUCGGAAGAACUUAAAGAAUUUUGGAUUGCUAUGAACAAAGCUAAACGUCCAAGUUUCACUACUCAAGCCUCUCCAAUGCUCCCAUCAUCUUCAAACAAAUCUUUUGGUAUUGCUGGUAAAUCAGAACAAAGAGCCACUUUUGAAGCUGAGCUCAGAAAAUUGAAGAGAUUGACAGAAGUUGACGAAGAAGUUUCAAGAGAAAAUAAGGCAUUAGAUUUUGAUGAAUAUGGUUUAAGUACUCGUGAUCAUCUUGAACUUCGUUCAAUAACAUUGAAUACACCAAUGCUUGCCAAUGAUCAAUCUGAUGUUGAUCAAUCACUCAGACAAUCAUAUAAGACAGCAGCCUUUGAAUUCUCACAUGUUUUCUACUCUACACUUUUCAAUGAUAACAAUUAUACCCCAGUAGAUGUUUAUAGUACUCAUACAGAAACAUUGGCUGAACAAUAUGGUACUCUUUUAAAGAAUAAUGGACUUUCAGAAAAGGAAAUUAAAUUGGAAGUUGACUCAUUCAAGGCUUUUGCUGAAGCUCACUAUGAAGUCAUUGAACAACACUUGUCUGAAGAUGGUACCAUUACUUUCACAAAUGAAUAUUUGAAUGCUUUGAUUGAUGCUAUGGAAAAUAAUUGGACUCCAGCCUACAAACAUGACCACCAAAUUAUGUCUAUGAUUCCAACUGUUGCAGGUGCUUCAGCUAAUGACUCUGCCAUUCUUUUAUCUCAACCAAUGAAGACUUUAAUGGAUAAAUUUGUUGAAGCAGAAUCUUUGCAAGAACUGGACCCUGUUUUGGAUGAAUACAAAUCAGAAAUGAACAAGAUUACAAGAUAUGUCAAUCGUAAAGUUGAUUGGCAACCAGUUGUUUUGGGUGUUGAUGGUAGACCAUUCUUCCCAUCUGAAGAUAUCAUUUCAAUCGAUGAAGUCACAACUGAAACAAUUGAAAGAGCCAAACAAGCCUAUAUUGAUAGCAUCAAAGAUGAAGAAGUCAAGAAACAAAUUAAGGAAGAAUUCUAUGAUUAUAUUCACUUGGUUUGGAUUGAUGGUAAGGGUAGAGUUGUUGAAGGUAUCAGAGAUUCUGCUUCAAUGCAAAGAUCUUUCAAUUCUCAAGAUGUUUCUGAUUUUGCAAAAUUAUCAGGUGAUUACAAUCCUUUGCAUUUCGAUGCUGAUUUUGCUAAAAUACACGGCAUGUUCAAGGAUCGUAUUGUUCAUGGAGUUUUAGUAUCAUCAUUAAUCAGCAAUUUGGCAGGCACUGUUUUACCUGGUGCUGGAUCAAUUUACAUGUCACAAGAGUUGAAAUUUCUCAAACCAGUUUAUAUAGACCAAGAAAUAACAGUUUCAGUUCAAAUUAAAGAAGCCUUGUCAACUAAAAAAAGUGGAAACAAGAAAGUUAUUUUCAUUCUUGAUACUGAAAUAAGAGAUUCAAGUAAUAAGGAUUUGUUAGCGAACUUGUCCUGGGAAGACGCUGAAAUUGAUGAUAAACCAUUCUCAUCUACACAAACAACAGCAGGUGAUGAUGAUUGGGAAGACUUUGACCUUGAUGCUGUUGAAAAGAAGCAACAAGAAGAGUUGAAGAAAAAGCAAGAACAACUUGCUGAAGCAGAAAGACAAGAAAAGUUGAAAAAACAACAACAAAAAGAACAAAAGUCAAACAAGAAGGCUGAAACUAGAACAACCUCUUCAGGAAACGCACCAACAGGUGAUAAGAAGGUAGAAGGCAUGUAUUUGGAUUAUAUGGAAAAGAAAACAUCAUAUGACGAAGCUGAGGCUUUAAUUGGAGGUGCUGGAUCUGAAUUUGCUAAACCAAAAAUUGACUUGUUAUCUCCUAAAACAGAGAAGGAAUUUAACGAGUUUGGUGUUCUUGUUGCUGAUAAGUUAUUGGAAUUUGAAGAUAGUAAAUUCUACUUGGAUUUGGUCAAGAGAAUUGUAGAAGAAGCCACUAUUAAUUGGGAUAGUGCUCAACUUAGAGAAUUGACUAAACACGUCACCAAUGUUUCAAAUAAGAGAAUGGAAGAAGAAAAGGAAAGAAAGGCAGGUGGUAAGAAAAAGAAAAAGACUGUGAACAUUGAGAGAGAUCUCAGUGCUAGUGCUGAUCCAUUUUCUGAUUUAGGUGAUGGAACAGGUGGACGUACUAAGUAUGAUGAUGAUGAUUUUAUGUAAACGUGUAAAGUUAUUGAGUUUUGAGUUCUUUGAAAAAGUUGAGUUAUUAUUUUUCCGAGUUAAAUAACGAAGAAGAUGAACCAAUAAAAAAGUAGAUU
Molecule: messenger RNA, 3056 nt
Organism: Naegleria gruberi
Lineage: Eukaryota; Heterolobosea; Eutetramitea; Acrasida; Naegleriidae
Exons: 6
Coding region: 1-2958 (985 amino acids)
Cellular component (GO): cytoplasm; eukaryotic translation initiation factor 3 complex
Molecular function (GO): protein binding; translation initiation factor activity
Source: RefSeq, a predicted model, not a curated record